This is a messenger RNA of Beta vulgaris subsp. vulgaris (sugar beet), 1798 nucleotides long. Its product is annotated as double-stranded RNA-binding protein 3. Gene Ontology annotation, molecular function: double-stranded RNA binding. The record is from RefSeq and is a predicted model, not a curated record. Bases 361 to 1497 code for a protein of 378 amino acids. Lineage: Eukaryota; Viridiplantae; Streptophyta; Magnoliopsida; Caryophyllales; Amaranthaceae. The transcript has 4 exons.
UAAUUUUUUUCCCCAACUCCCUAAACAUGGUAAAUACUCCAUACAUAAAUGCCUAUAAAAGAUAAAAGAAACAAAAGAAGGGAAAAAAAACACAAAAUUGCACUAGUUUAGAAAGUCACAACAUGGCCAAAUAUAUUUGGUAUUGGUCAUCAGUUGUCUUUUCUCCUUCUCCCUCUACUCUUCUAAGCUCUCCUUUUCUCUUACAUCUUUACAACACCCAUUAUUAACUUCCCAGAGUACUUCCAACAAGAAAUCUCCAUGCAAAUGUUGGAGUAAAUUAAAUUCUUCCUCACAGAAACACAAACUGAAUUAUCAGGUUAAAAAGAAUUACUAGAGGAAAAAAACAAAAAGAAAAAAAAAAUGUUCAAGAAUCAACUUCAAGAAUUAGCUCAGAGAAGCUGCUUUAAUCUGCCAUCUUAUGCUUGUAGAAGAGAAGGACCAGAUCAUGCUCCAAGAUUCAAAGCUUCAGUGAAUUUUAAUGGAGAAAUAUUUGAGAGUCCAAGUUAUUCUCCUACUUUAAGACAAGCUGAGCAUGCUGCUGCUGAAGUUGCUCUCAAUAUCCUGUCUUCUAGGGGAUCUAAGUCUUUAACUGCAAGAGUUCUUGAUGAGACAGGAGUGUACAAGAACCUACUACAGGAAACAGCACACAAGGCAGGGCUAAAUUUGCCAGUAUAUACAACAAUAAGAACAGGACCAGGACAUAUUCCAACUUUUACUUGCACUGUAGAACUUGCUGGUAUGAGUUUUACUGGUGAAUCAGCCAAAACUAAGAAGCAAGCUGAGAAAAAUGCUGCCAUUGCUGCUUGGUCUUCUUUGAAAAAGAUGCCAAGUUUGUUUCCAAAAAUAGAAUCAUCAGAAGAACAUGAUCAAGUGAUUGUAACUAGAGUUUUAUCAAGUUUCAGAACACAGAAAACAGGAAAACAAAAGGAUCACUUUCAUCAUCAUAAUCAUCAUCAUCAUAGAAGAUCAAGAAAUGCAAGAUCAUGGAAAUCAUCAGAUGAUUCAGUAAAGUAUAACAUUAUACCAUGGAAACAUCCUUCUACUUCACAUCUACCAUCAUUAUUUGAUCAGGAAAAACACAAAAACAGCUUUGUUGAUCUGUUACCUCCACCACCUCCAAGAACCAUGUCAAAGAUCUUACCUUUAACUUCAAAAAACACCAUUGAAGAAGAAAACCAAGGUUAUUAUGGUAAAUUUGAAGCUCAAACUCAGUUUAGAAACUUUUAUUUGGGUACAGGACCAUCAUCAUUAAGCUGUGCUCAAAUGGGUGUUAUGGGAAAUUACAAUAGUAACCUUAAAGGAAUUGCUCCUGCUGUCCAGAUUAGGUCAGUUAUACCAGUUUGUGCAACUCCACCAUCUUCAUCUUCAUCAUUAGCCAAACCUUUGACCUUGAAGAUAACCUCUCCUAUGUCUCUAAAAGAGGGAGGAGAUUCUUCUUCUUCUGAUGUUACCAAUCUUACUACUGAACUUACCAGGUUGGAGCUCAAAGAGGAUUAGUUAGGUAGAUUAAUAGUACUAAUUAGUUAAAAGUUAGAAUAAGUAACCUUUUCUCAUAAUAGUAGUGUGUUAAAUUGACUUUCUUGCAAAUAUAAAUACAAGCACAUGUCUAAGUGUCGCACUUGGCUAUUUGUCGCGAUCAAGUAGAUCAAGUAUUUCGAUGUCUAUGUCGAAGUACCAAGUUUGUUUUUGCCCUUGGGCACUUAAGAUGUUAUCGACAUUGAAAAGUCUUGUAGCUCAGCCCUCCAUACAAGUUUUUACAUACUUUAUCUCUUUUUUAUAGUUUCAUUACUUUGACUUA